AGCAGAACGAGCAAAUAUGAUGCUGUGUUGAGUCAACACUGUUGACAUAAGAGCGCAUAGCGGUUCAUAUUUCAUUUCGACCACUUUGAUUUUUUUUUUUUGGUUUAGUUCAACAGCACGUGGUUAAGUCAGUCUCAACUCGCAUUUCUUUGAUUUUUGAAAAAGAUCUAAUUUUUUUUUGUGGUAGCUAACCAAUUCUGAAGAAUUACUUUGGACACCGCAUCAUGAGAACCGAGGUGAAUGUGGAUAAAGUGUACAACAAGUGCUAUUAUCGUACAUUUGAGGUAUUAAGCCAUAUCAAACGAGACGAUUUUUGGCUGAUUCUCGAUCGAAAAGUCUUGGAUCUGUCUGCUCUCAUGAAAUCAAUUGACGAGUUACCCACCAGUGGCAAAAAUCAAUCGGCGCUGGAACAAUUGAACAUGUUUGGUGGUUCCGAUGUGUCGGAAUUAUUUUUGAAACGGCCACAGAAUAAAUUGGAAAUGUUUGACUUGAAAUCGUCCAGCGAAUUUGGAAAGAGGCACGAUUUACACUGGUGGAAUGAUCCCAUCUGCGUUGUUGGUGGCAUCACCGCACAGGAACGUCACAUUUGUGUGCGAAACAAAGCAAAAGGUACACAAUGCCACUUGACAGUUUGCGAAGAGGAUUCCAUUUACGAGAUUCGGGCCAAGUUUUUUACGGCAUAUCCAGAUGAAAACAGUGAAAAUAUCAUUUGGCGCAAAACGGAAUGGACAUGUUGUCCAAGUGGUCAUUUGUUUCUGGACCAAACGCUGACUGGAAAUGGGUUGAUGUAUGAUCCAGCCGAUGAAGUCAUAUUCCUAUGGAUGUUCCACAAGGAUGAAAUCAACACAUGCAUAGGAUUCGUGUGAUUGCUUCGAUGCAGCGAAACAAAUUGUGAAAUUCAAUUUGAAUUAAGACAAACGAUGUAAAUUAGGCUAUUGAAUAAGAAAAAUACGAAAUAUUGUACACUUUCAGAAAGUGUUUGAAAUGUAAACCGUAAAAUGAAUCGAAAGAUGAACAACGGAAAUUUAGUAGAUUAACUUUCAAUAGAUGGCGCUGGCAGUUCUAUAAGUACAUUCCGUAAUCGAAUAUGUUAUCAUACUAUUUGUUCAUAAGAACGUUUUUUUGCAAAAACUCUCAAACAAUGCAGUGGUUUGAAAUUACGUUACCAAACCAGUCAUUCUUCCCAUCUUAUUCACAAUUAUUUGAAGUUGACAUGAAAAUAAAUAUUUAUGAUUAAGUCAGUAGCAUAAUUUCAACAAGUGUUAAUUGAACUGUUUUUCUGAGUACAAAUUUAGUCAAAAACCACAAAAAAAAUUGAGAAUUUCAUACAGUGAAAAAUGAAGUUUAUCGGAUAUUGCAAACAUUCGAAUGUUGGGUGUAGAACGUCUUGAGUGUUUAAAUAAAAAACGCAAAUGUUGACACGAAUAAA
Sitodiplosis mosellana (orange wheat blossom midge) is the source of this 1429-nucleotide messenger RNA. RefSeq lists its product as uncharacterized. The transcript is spliced from 4 exons. The record is from RefSeq and is a predicted model, not a curated record. Bases 225 to 866 code for a protein of 213 amino acids. Lineage: Eukaryota; Metazoa; Arthropoda; Insecta; Diptera; Cecidomyiidae.